Molecule: messenger RNA, 2225 nt
Organism: Gadus chalcogrammus (walleye pollock)
Lineage: Eukaryota; Metazoa; Chordata; Actinopteri; Gadiformes; Gadidae
Gene: ccdc77
Product: coiled-coil domain containing 77
Exons: 13
Coding region: 278-1852 (524 amino acids)
Cellular component (GO): centrosome
Source: RefSeq, a predicted model, not a curated record
UACCACCGAUAGAGGGCGAUGAAUUGUCCAUAAUUAAAGAGGCGAAGAAGAAGAAAUCGCACAGUCGUACACUUCCGGGGUUGAAUUAUUGAUAACAACAACAUUUUUAAGUACUUUGCGAGGUUAUAAAUGAAAAUGUGUUGAAUGUAAAGGACUCUUUAACAUGUAUGUACACCUUAUACAUUGCUGAACCCACAUGUUACAGAAUUAACUUGAGUCGCAAUCCGUGGAUUGACCGAACGUUUAACGUUACUCGUAUUGUUAAAGAACAGCAAACAUGGAAAUAAACGAACCCUCUUCUGAUGACCCGCGUCAGCUGGCGCCCAAUCCAAGCCAACGGAGAAUUAAAGAACCCCCCAGAAUGCAGACUCCUGCAAGAAAUGCAGUUUUGCAAAGAUCCGGCGCUCGUACCCCGGGCCAGGAGGCCGACUCCCCGCUGCCCCCCCUCAGCGAGCGCCUGGCCCAGCUGCGGCCCUCCAGGGAGCUGCUGGAGUUCUACCGGCAGAAGGUCACCCAGUUCGACGGGGAGCAGGAGGCGCUGCUGCAGACGCUGGAGAAGUACCGCGGCAUAUCGGAGGACCAGCAUAAACUACAGUGGGAGGUGCGACAGCGCGAAGGAGAGGUGGCAGAGCUGCAGAAGGCCCUCAGUGACAUGCAGGUGUACCUGUUCCAGGAGCGAGAACAGUCCCUCAGACUCUACGCAGAGAACGACCGGCUGAAGAUCAGAGAGCUGGAGGACAGGAAGAAGAUCCAGCAUCUGUUGGCUCUGGUGGGUCCGGAUGUGGGAGAGAUUACGUACUUCCACAGAGAACCGCCGCAUAAGGUCACCAUCCCUCAGAAGAAGCCGGACGGCCGGUCUGAUGACCAUCUGAACCUCCGGCCCGCCCAGAAGAGACCUGGCGCAGCUAAAGAGGGCAGCAGAAAAACCAGAUCAUCAGAUGGUGGAAAUGGGGAAAACUUGGAGCAAUACAGGUCGGACAACCAGACGCUGUUACUGCAGGUGGAGGCGCUGCAGGCCCAGAUGGAGGAGCAGGCCCGGCUGGCUAAAGAGCAGGUGGAGUCUCUGCUGGAGGACCGCAGGAUCCAGGUGGACGAGGGCCAGGUGCAGCGCCGGAGAGACGAGCAGCGCAUUGCAGAUCUGACCGACAAGCUCCAGCGAACCCAGAACCUGCUGUACGAGAGCACGCGCGACUUCCUCCAGCUCAAGUUCGAGACGCGGGGCCACGAGAAGAGCUGGAUGGCAGAGAAGGACCGCCUGCUGAGGGACCUGGACGGCUGCCAGGAGCGUCUGAGGAAGGGCCGGACCGGGACGGACGACCAGGCCGGGGCGCGACGGGCCCGCCAGUCCGGCAGCCUCGGUUCAUCCCUGCCGCGGUCCCAGACCACAGAACCACAGGCCCAGCUCAACCUCCGAGAGGAUCGCAAGGCCCUGCAGGAGGAUCUGAAGCAAGCUCACCGCCUAGCUGAGAUGUACAGGGAGCAGUGCGUCACCAUGGAGACGGAGCUGUCCCAGAUUAGGGAGGAGGGCGACGUGGGCAGGGAGAUAUUCAAAGAGCGGUCGGAGAAGAUGGCCAAACGCCUGCAGUUGAUGACUCAGCGAUACGAGGCCCUGGAGAAGAGGAGGUCCAUGGAGGCCGAGGGCUUCAAGGCAGACCUCAAACUCCUCAGACGGAAACUGAAAGACGUGGAGACACAGCUCCUUAAGGUGACACUCAGCGUGGGCCCAAACCAGGACUUAGCCAUUCUGCACGAGGUGAAGCGGACGAAUUCCCGCACCAAGAAGGUUCAGGAAGAACUGCUGGCCCUAAAACGCCAGAUCUUUGGGCUAGAAAACGAGCUCCGGUUCUGCUGAGAUUUGAUUCGAUUUCCUGGAGUCAAUGUGUACUUAUCAAAAUGUAUUUAUUUAUAAAAGUUAUUUUGAAUACAAGUUGUUUUUUUGUUCAUGAUUUAUUUUGCAUCAAUAAUCAAACUAUAACUAUCAGAUUCAUCACUAUGUUAGAAGAUAAAUUGAUAAAUAGAAUUGUAGCAAUUUGUGCAACGUUGGUUGUAGUUUAAGAGAUGGGCAUGCUCUACUGGCAUUCUAUUUCACAGGUUUAUAUCCAUUGCUAAGUUAACAUGGUAUGUGUGUAGGUACGUGUUUCACUCAUGGUGACAGUAGUUGUUCAGUUUGACAAAAUCAAUAAACAUAAAUGAUGCGACAUUUGUGUCUUCUGAAAAAUAGUUUA